AUGGCUGCUGAUCCGACAACGCCGGGACCGUCGAUGACCUUGCCGCAUGUCGAGAAAGGAAGCGAAGGGUUUCAAAAGCAACUGGAAGCCGCCGUCCAGCCGGAAACCAAGGAGACCUCCACGGACACCCCGUCCGAAGAUGACGACCAGGGACUGCACGAUAACUCAAACGUCCCUCAGCUGUCCUAUCCGAAGCUGUUCUGGUUCUUCUUCUACAACUUUGGCUGCUUCGCUUGGGGCGGUCCUGUCGCGCAAAUCGCCCUGAUCAAGGACAGGCUUGUGACCAAGGACAAAUGGAUCACCCUCGCUCGCUUCCAGCGAGUCUUCUCCGUCUACCAGAUCCUUCCCGGCCCCGAGGCGGCCGAAUUGUGCAUGUUCUUCGGCUGCUUGUCUGCGGGGAGGAUAGGCGGCAUCGUCGCGGGCAUGGCCUUCAUCCUGCCCGGGUUUGUCUUGAUGCUUGUGGCCAGUUAUGUGUACACGCUAGCCGGUUUCGAGAACAAGUACUUUAACGCUUCCUUCCGGGCGCUGCAGCCUAUCGUCGCGGCUAUGAUCCUGAGAGCAACUCACAAAAUUGCCGAGCACUCUGUGAGGAGGCAUGACACGAAAAAGAUCGACCCCUUUCUCGUCAUCGCAGCCGUGUGUACGGCGAUCAACUGCGCACUUCGCCUGAACAUUUUCAUCUCCCUCGGCCUGUACGGGAUCAUCUACAUGUUCGUCGCCCGCCGUCUGUGGGUCCCCGCUGCGGUGCUCUUCGUCCUUCAAUACGUAGGCUACGCCAUCUAUGCCGUCUUCCGCGGCGUGCCGUCGCCCGUGUCGCUCGCCCUCGGCGUCGCCCGCACACCGUCGCUGAUCAACCUCUUCGUCCUGGGACUGGUGGCCGGCUCGCUCUCGUUUGGCGGCGCUUACACGGCUAUCCCUUUUGUGCAGGUCGAAGCGGUCCUGCUGGGCGCGUGGCUCCCCCAGAGCGUGUUUAUUGAUGGCAUCGCCAUCGGGAAUAUCCUGCCGGCGCCGCUGGUCAUCUUUGCUACCUUUGUGGGGUUUCAGGGCGCGUAUUUGGAGAACGGGUCGGUCGGCAACGCGUUUGCAGGGGCUGUUGUCAUUACGCUGGGGAUGUUUUUCCCCUGUUUUUUGUUUACCAUUGCUGGGCAUGAGCUGUUGGAGAAGUUGGUUCGGAAUCAGUUCCUGGCUAGUUUCUUCGACGGUCUCUGUGGCUCGGUCAUUGGUGUUAUCGCCAUGAUCGCGGUGGAGAUCCUCAAGGCUAGCGUCGUGGGCACCUUGAACAAAGGCAAGGAAAUGACUCUUGAUGAGGCGGCUGCCGUAACCGCCCAGGUCGGCCCUGCGGCGGUUCUUUACGUGCUGGCCCUGGCGGUCCUCUACAAGUUUAACAACAAGUUCACUGCGCUUUUCCUGGUCAUUGCAGGCGCGGUUGCUGGGCAGUUCCUCUUUGUCGAUCUCUAGCUGACGAUCAGCGGCCGGGAAGUGGAAGGGGGUCAACUAGGGGGGUCGGCCAUCGUGUAGUUGUGCAAGGCAUGACAUGGUGGUUGUAUGGUGCGAAGACCACCUUUCUUCCUCUUCUUGGUAUAUACGGGAUGAGAGAAAGGUAAAGAGCUAUCAAUUUAGACCUUCGCAAGGUUCGAGGAGGUUUAGAGAUGGGGGAAUGGGGAACCAAAAAGCACGACCUUUUCCACCCCCAAAACUGCAAGAGUGAUCGUGAUUGGGACCGAAGCUUCUAAUGACUACUAUGCCCCUUUUUUCUUCCCUGGGAGCCUUCAUCUUCGAAUUAAAUGGCCAACUCCUGUAUUAGUAAAUCCCGAAGGACAAGGAGCGAUCUCGACCCCUUGGCACUUAGGAGUUAACG
This is a messenger RNA of Canariomyces notabilis, 1858 nucleotides long. Its product is annotated as chromate transporter. Gene Ontology annotation, molecular function: chromate transmembrane transporter activity. The record is from RefSeq and is a predicted model, not a curated record. Gene Ontology annotation, biological process: chromate transport. Bases 1 to 1458 code for a protein of 485 amino acids. The transcript has 4 exons. NCBI's taxonomy places the organism in Eukaryota, Fungi, Ascomycota, Sordariomycetes, Sordariales, Chaetomiaceae.